Messenger RNA from Argentina anserina (silverweed cinquefoil), 681 nucleotides. Its product is annotated as multiprotein-bridging factor 1c. NCBI's taxonomy places the organism in Eukaryota, Viridiplantae, Streptophyta, Magnoliopsida, Rosales, Rosaceae. The record is from RefSeq and is a predicted model, not a curated record. The coding region runs from base 129 to 563 and encodes 144 amino acids. The transcript has a single exon. Gene Ontology annotation, cellular component: nucleus. Gene Ontology annotation, molecular function: DNA binding.
GCGUUUGUUUUGCGUUCGUUACCAUCAAAUCCUUCUUCAACAGCUUCCUCUCCUAAAUCCACAGAAUCUAAAGUCUUUUUCUCUCUCUAAAACCUCUCUAUAUCUCUCUCUCUUCAAAAUUUCCGAUCAUGCCGAACCGAUUCGCCGGAGCUCUGACUCAGGACUGGGAGCCGGUGGUGAUCCAGAAGGCCAAGCCGAAGCCGCAAGACCUCCGUAACCCCAAGAUGGUGAACCAGGCCCUCCGGUCCGGCGCGCCGGUCCAGACGAUCAAGAAGGCCGAGGCCGGCCACAACAGGAAGGCGGCUCCGGCGGUGAGCGUGAAGAAGCUGGACGAGGCGGCUGAGCCGGCGGCGCUGGGCCGGGUCUCGGCGGAUGUGAGGCACGCGAUUCAGAAGGCGCGGCUGGAGAAGAAGAUGAGCCAGGCGGACCUGGCCAAGAGGAUCAAUGAGCUCCCAAAGGUGGUUCAGGAGUACGAGAACGGGAAGGCGGUGCCGAACCAGGCGGUGCUGGCCAAGAUGGAGAGGGCUCUGGAGGUGAAGCUCAGGGGUAAAGUCGGCAAGUAAAGAUCUGCGGUUCAAAACGGCGGCGUUUAGGUUUCGUGUUUGGGUAAUUACUGUGUGAUGUUUUAGGCUGUAAAGAAAAAGAAAGUAAGAAUGGAUUAUGUAAAGUCUAAUUUUCUGA